Molecule: messenger RNA, 2598 nt
Organism: Verticillium dahliae VdLs.17
Lineage: Eukaryota; Fungi; Ascomycota; Sordariomycetes; Glomerellales; Plectosphaerellaceae
Product: phospholipase D p1
Exons: 3
Coding region: 1-2598 (865 amino acids)
Biological process (GO): cell motility; intracellular signal transduction; phosphatidic acid biosynthetic process
Molecular function (GO): D-type glycerophospholipase activity
Source: RefSeq, a predicted model, not a curated record
AUGCCUUCCACCAACGACGAGAAUAAGAAGAAGGUCGAGAGCGGAAGUGGCGCCAGCUUUAAGGACAAGCUGAAGGCGCCAUUCCAGAAACUCGAGGAGAAGCUCGAGGGCACCCACCUGCAUGAUGCGAAGAUCCACAUCACCCACAAGAAGCACCAAAUUGGCAAAUUCGCCAACCUCUUCAACCGCAACCACCGCCACGACGAAGAGCACGAACAAGCUACAGACGACAAGCGCCAGAAGAUUCGCGAUGAACACCGAUAUGAUUCCUUCUUCCCCGAACGCGACGGCAACAUCAUCAAGUGGUAUAUCGAUGGCCGCGACUACUUCUGGGCCGUGUCGGAGGCUCUCGAGGCCGCUCAAGAGACCAUCUACAUCUGUGAUUGGUGGCUGUCGCCUGAGCUCUUCCUGCGCCGUCCUCCGCAUGACAACCAGCAAUGGAGGCUGGAUCAGGUCCUGAAACGACGCGCCGAGGCUGGUGUCAAGAUCUACGUUACCGUCUAUCGCGAAGUUGAGGCGGCUCUGACAUGCAACUCGGCCCACACAAAGCACGCACUCCACGGCCUGUGUCCCGAGGGUUCGCCAGGCUAUGGCAACAUCAAGGUCAUGCGACACCCCGACCACAACGUGUUGGAGAAUGCAGCCGAUAUGACUCUGUACUGGGCUCACCACGAGAAAUUCAUCGUCAUUGACUACCGCAUGGCUUUCAUCGGCGGGUUGGACCUCUGCUUCGGCCGCUGGGACACACAGACUCACGCGCUGGCCGAUGUGCAUCCCGAAGGUGUAAAGAACGAAGUGUGGCCUGGCCAGGAUUUCAACAACAACCGUGUGAUGGAUUUCAAGAAUGUUGACGACUGGAAGCAGAACGAACUGAGCAAGACACGCUAUGGCCGUAUGCCGUGGCACGACGUCUCCAUGGGUGUCAUUGGACCUUGUGUUUACGACAUUGCCGAGCACUUUGUCCUGCGGUGGAACUUCAUCAAGCGCGACAAAUACAAACGUGACGACCGAUACGACUGGAUCCAGCUGGCUGGACGGACGGGCGAGGACGAGGAUCUUGUAGGAGUGCAACGGCCUAAGCACCCGGUUGGUGAAUACCUCAUGCACCCUCUGACACCUCUCGAGACGAAGAACCUUGAGAACCGUGGUACUGUCCAUGCGCAGAUCGUGCGAUCCAGCGACGAUUGGUCCUCGGGUAUUCUGCUGGACCACUCGAUCCAGAACGCAUACUCGAAGACGAUUCUCGAGGCUGAGCACUACGUCUACAUCGAGAACCAGUUCUUCAUCACUGCCACGGGAGAGCACCAAUCCCCGGUCCACAACACGAUUGGCCUCGCCAUCGUGCAGGCUGUGCUUCGAGCGGCGGAAGAGAAGCGCAAGUUCCGCAUCAUUGUCUGUCUUCCCGCGAUUCCUGGAUUCGCUGGCGACCUCCGUGACGAGGCGGCCAUGGGUACCCGAGCCAUCAUGGACUACCAAUACAAAUCAAUCUGUCGCGGCGAGCACUCGAUCUUCGAACAGAUCAAGGCCAAGGGCGUGAAUCCUCGGGAGUACAUCUUCUUCUUCAACCUCCGUUCCUACGACCGUCUAGUCACGACUCCAGCGCUUCUAGAGCAGGAGAAGAAGACGGGCGUUUCAUACCAGCAGGUCCAGCGCGCUGAGGCCGAGGAGAUCAUGUCCGAAGGCAUCCACGGCGCCGUGGACCCGACUGGCCACGGAGAGCGAGAUAAGCACAUGGGCAGCGCGCAAGAUCAAGACCCCAACUUAGCGACCCCCGAAGUCGAGAAGGCACUCGAUGCGAAGCAGCGAUUCGAGGCGGCCAUGCCCGAGGGCAAGCUGACGGCCGCACCGUCCUUGGCGCAUCAUGCCAUGGCUGGCAACGAGCGAUCACUUCUGGACGAGCCUUGGGACGAUGAGGAUCUCGAGACCGAAAUCCAGAACUGGGUGCAGGAGGAAUUAUACAUCCACUCGAAACUGCUCAUCGCCGACGAUCGGAUCGUCAUUUGCGGAUCAAGCAACCUCAACGACCGUUCGCAGCUGGGUCUGCACGACAGCGAGCUCAGCAUUGUCAUGGAAGACAGGGCACAGUUCACAAGCACGAUGAAUGGUCAGCCAUUUGAAGCUGGCGUGCAUGCGGGCACGCUGCGACGGUACCUGUGGCGCGAGCACCUCGGCCUGCUACCCGCACAGGGUCUCGACGGAACAGGUCUCCAGAACGCGCAGCCCCCCGGUGAGAAGUCGCCCAACGAUCCUUUCGACCGGGACGAGAGCUGGGACAUUGUGGCCGAUCCGCUGAGCGAUGACCUUUGGGAAAUGUGGACGUCGCAGGCGACGAAGAACACGGACAUUUACCGGCAUGUGUUCCACGCGGACCCUGACGAUCACAUCAAAAACUUUGAUGACUACGAUCGGUACCUGCCGCCGAAGGGUAUCAAAUCAGGCCAUGUCUACGACUUGUUCAUGCCGGCGGAGGACGCGCGGAAGAAGAUUGCGCAGAUCAAGGGCCACCUGGUGUGGUUCCCGCUGGAGUUCCUCAGGGAUGCGGAGAUGGCCGAGACAGGUCUGCAGGUCAACCAGUUCACUGAGAGUAUUUACACCUAG